Molecule: messenger RNA, 1997 nt
Organism: Cyclopterus lumpus (lumpfish)
Lineage: Eukaryota; Metazoa; Chordata; Actinopteri; Perciformes; Cyclopteridae
Product: claudin-3-like
Exons: 1
Coding region: 156-806 (216 amino acids)
Biological process (GO): bicellular tight junction assembly; cell adhesion
Cellular component (GO): plasma membrane; bicellular tight junction
Molecular function (GO): structural molecule activity
Source: RefSeq, a predicted model, not a curated record
GGCGGCCUCUCAUAGCAACAUCACACCCUCUUACAGGUGCUCGCACUUUUCAAGGACGCCAGAACAACCGGGGAGAAGGACCUUCUCUGUAAUCUGAAAGGUUUGUUGGAAAAUCUCCAUUUAAAUUUAGUUCUGUCAUCAGACCAAGAGCCAGCAUGUCAAUGGGCAUGGAGAUCGUGGGCAUUGCCCUUGGAGUGAUUGGUUUUAUCAUUGCAAUAGUUACGUGCGCCCUGCCAAUGUGGAGGGUGACGGCUUUCAUCGGAGCCAACAUCAUCACUGCUCAGACCAUCUGGGAGGGUUUAUGGAUGAACUGUGUGACCCAGAGCACCGGCCAGAUGCAGUGCAAGAUCUACGACUCGAUGCUGGCCCUGCCACGGGAGCUGCAGGCCUCCCGAGCAAUGAUGAUCAUCGCCAUCAUACUCGGGGUGCUGGGGGUCAUGAUUUCCAUUGUCGGGGCAAAGUGCACCAACUGCAUCGAACACGAGUCGUCCAAAGCCAAAGUGAUGAUCAUUGCUGGAAUCUUCUUUAUCCUCGGCGGCCUUUUGGUCCUCAUCCCCGUUAGCUGGACGGCCAGCGUCAUCAUCCAGAAUUUCUACAACCCGCUCCUGAGCAGCACGCAGAAGAGGGAGAUUGGGGCAUCGCUCUACAUCGGCUGGGGGGCGGCCGCCCUGCUCCUGAUUGGUGGGGCGAUGCUGUGCAGCAGCUGCCCGCCAAAGGAGAAGAAGUACAAGCCGCCCCGGAUGGCCUACACCGCCCCGCGCAGCACCAGUGCAGGUGGAGCGUACGACAGGAAAGACUAUGUCUGAACACAAGUGUCUGAAAGUUUGAUGUUUGUUUUUGUGUGUCUUUGUAUUUUUUUGUCUAAAACCACAGGGUGAACCCCACAAAAAGACUCCGAAAUGAAGAUGUGUGUACAAAUAUAGAAUUUUCUGCUUUAUCUUUGAACUUUAAAGUUUUGCUCUGCUUCAUGCAGCAGGUGUGUCUUGUUAAGGACGCUCCCAUGUUCUGUAUAUGAACAUUAGAGCCUGUUUUCCAGUGAAUAAUAACUUGUUGUAUUUAUGCUUUAACUUCUGUGGCAUUUUCUGAAUCUGAAACCCUUCUUCUCGAGUGUGUGUUGCUAUCUCAUUAGCUGUCGGCCUGCUGGUGUCGUGUUUCAGUGAAACCUUUAUUUAAAAUGGUGUGUGUCGCUGACAAUGACGAGGAAAAGCUCGCUCUCAUUUUACAUAGAUUUGAAUGUGCGAUUGUUCAGUGUGUGUCUGUAUGUGUGUGUGUGUGUGUGUGUGUGUGUGUGUGUGUGUGCGUGUGUGUGUGUGUGUGUGUGCUUUGCAUGUAUAUUUGCUUAGGAGAGUUUCUACUGAGAUUGAAACUAAAGAUGGAUCCAUGAUAUGGCCCCAGGUAGCAACGUUAUCUCCCUCCUCACUGUUUACGGACAUAGAAAAGACAGUUUCAGUUGUGACACAGAGACUUUUUAUGUGUCUAUACAUGCACGUUUAUUUUAUAUUUCAGUAAUAAAAUGUAUUUGAAAUGUAUUCUAACACUCCACUGUGUGUGUAAUAGAUUUAUAUUGUUUUUAGUUUUUACAUCUAUCUUUAUCAUCUGAUAUCAUCCGUAUGAUCUGCUGUCAAACAAAGAGCCAAAGGUCCUGUGUGUGUGUGAGUGUGUGUGUGUGUGUGUGCGUGCGUGUGCGUGUGUUUUUGUGUGUGUACGUGUGUGUGUGUGUGUGUGUGUUUGUGUGUGUCUGGGUGUGUGAGACAGCCUGAGGCAAUAUGACUACAGCUGUUUCAACAUCAAAAGGAUAUGUUUUGUGAUCUAUAUCUAUCAAAUAUUUCAUUAAUGCAUAUCCAUCUCCUGUUAUUAGGAUUGUGUGUUCACUUUAACAUUAUUUUAUACUUUAGUGGCCAAACAUUGUAAAAGAGCAGAUUUAUAAUAUAAAUGCUUUGUUAAAUGUUUAAAUGUAUAGGCUUGAAUUUCAAAUGUGUGGAAGAUUUUAAUAAAAG